This is a messenger RNA of Daldinia decipiens, 1104 nucleotides long. RefSeq names its product sure-like protein. Gene Ontology annotation, molecular function: nucleotidase activity. The record is from RefSeq and is a predicted model, not a curated record. The coding region runs from base 111 to 1004 and encodes 297 amino acids. The transcript is spliced from 2 exons. NCBI's taxonomy places the organism in Eukaryota, Fungi, Ascomycota, Sordariomycetes, Xylariales, Hypoxylaceae.
UGCAGCUCGUGUCAAUGCAACAAGCAAGAUAUUUAAAUGAGCCCAUGGCCCCAUGUUAUUAACCAGAUGGGAAUCUUCAGUCGCUCACUAAAUUAAAACCUCAUAACAAAAUGCGUGUCCAACUCUUGUCAUCCGUAUUGCUCGCCGUAGGCGCCCACGGCAUACGUAUCCUCCAGUCAAACGACGACGGUUGGGCAGAGCAAUAUAUUCGGGUCCUUCAUGACGAGCUCAACAACGCUGGCCACGAUGUCAUCCUGUCAGCACCAGCCGAAAACAAGUCUGGUACAGGAUCUUCUGACUCGGAACCAUCCCCGCGUACUCAGGCCUGUGAAUAUAAUAGCUGCCCUGCGGGCAGCGGCGCCGUGGGUAACAAUGCGACGAACCCAAGAUUAAACUGGGUAAAUUCGUUCCCGGUAACUUCUGCUCGCUUUGGAGUCGAAACGUUUGCUCCUCAGCUGUGGAACGGACAAGCCCCGGAGCUCGUGGUCUCUGGGCCGAACGUGGGAAGCAACUUGUUCCUCGAAGUUCCCUUCUCCGGGACUGUCGGCAUAGCCACCUACGCGACUCGCGACGUCGGCAUCCCGGCCAUCGCCUUCUCCGGCGAUUCGUCCGGCAGACUUGCGUUCGACGCGCCUGUGGAAACGCGAAGCAUCGUGUAUGCGAAGCUGGCAACGCAGUUCACGAAUGCGGUCAUCGCCGCUGGUACGCCGUACCUCCCCGACGACGUGUUCCUGAACGUGAACUUCCCCAAGGCCGAAGGAGACUGCACCGACCCGGCCAAGUUCAAGUGGGUGCUGAGCCGUAUCAACCCCGGCGUAUUCUCCGAGCGCGAUGUCGAGACCUGCGGUACCGACAGAUUACCGACGGAGUCAAGCGUGGUCGGUGCUGGUGGCUGUCAGAUUUCCGUCAGCGUGGGAGACUCGACGGAUAAGACGACGGCACCAGCUGACAAGCAGGCUAUUGUGUUGCAGAAGUUGGGCAGUCUACUGAGUUGCUUGGAGUAAUAAUACUCUUGGCGGGGCCUAGGACCAUAUUUGCGUAUAUAUUUGCAAUUUCUCAAGCUGUAUUUCUGGAAAUCAACAAGGAACUUGUACUGUAUAUUAU